This is a messenger RNA of Arabis nemorensis, 663 nucleotides long. The record is from the annotation of a GenBank genome assembly. Lineage: Eukaryota; Viridiplantae; Streptophyta; Magnoliopsida; Brassicales; Brassicaceae.
AUGUUCAAGAAUUACAUGGCUCGCCUCAAAGGUAUCGUAGGAGACAAGAAAUCGAUGGAAAUCAUAAACAACGCUUUAGUGGUCAUCAGCGCAGGACCUAACGAUUUCAUCUUGAACUAUUACGAUAUCCCAACAAGGCGUAGAGAGUUUCCUGAUAACUAUGGUUACCAAGACUUUGUGCUCAAGAGGCUUGACGGUUUUGUCAGAGAGCUUUACGGUUUAGGCUGCCGGAAAAUUAUGGUCGGAGGGUUGCCGCCGAUGGGGUGUUUGCCGAUCCAAAUGACGUCCAAAUCGCAAACAGUCAUGAGCAGAACUUGCUUGGAACAAGAGAACAAAGACUCAGUCUUAUACAAUCAGAAACUUGAGAAGCAAUUGCCACAAAUCGAAGCGUCUCUACCAGGAAGCAAGUUUCUGUACGCCAAUGUCUAUGAUCCUGUGAUGGACAUGAUCCAAAACCCUAGCAAAUAUGGAUUCAAGGAGACGAAGAAAGGAUGUUGUGGAACAGGAUACUUAGAAACGAGCUUCAUGUGCAAUGCCUUUUCAAAGACUUGUCCGAAUCAUUCGGAUCACUUGUUUUGGGACUCCAUUCAUCCCUCGGAAGCUGCUUACAAUUACCUGGGCAACUUCAUAGAUGCUCAGAUCCAAGAGUGGCUUAAGGCUUAA